UGAAGAAGUGGACUUGGAGCGGAGUCGGGGGCGGGUUGUACGUAGACGCCUGCGGAGGAGCGAGGGGCGGGCCCAGGUGAGCGGGGGCACCGCCCCCUGCGCCCCUCCUCUGCGCAGAAACCCCUCCCAGUCGUUCUCCCGCAGUACCUCAGUGGCUCCUCCGAAGGCUGGAGGAACCGGGACUGGCGGAGUGUGUAGCCCAAGUCGGGUUCGGCUCCAUCUUGGGCCGCUAAGCUGGGCACCUGUGGCGGCCGCAGGAGAAACGCUUCCGCCUGCCUGCACUGCUCCGGGCGGGCGAGAGGGUUGAGGAAACUGAAGCUGAAAGAGGUUAAGUAUCCACUUGAGGAUCCACUUGAAGGCAUGUACACAAGAAGGGGAAGAGCCAGGGUUGGAAGCAGAUUUCUUGGCCCACCUGCUCAGCCACGGCUCCAGUGCAUAUGUGGUCAGCUGUCAUCCUCCCUGCAAGGCUCCUUUCCUUUGAGAUAGGGGGUAUGGGAAACCUCUUUCCCCGCCCCGAGGCAGUCAUGAGCAGCAGCCACCCUGAGCCAGGUGCCCAGGCACCCUUGAGCCCCUGCCCACAGCCCCUGUCUCGGAGUUCUUCCAGCCUGCUGGGUGAAGGCUGGGGACAGAGGCCAAAGCUCCGAAAAAGUGCCAGCAGCACUGUAUGGCAGGCCCAGUUGGGUGAGGCCAGCACCAGUCCCCAGGUCCUGGAGGAAGAGGGCCACCACGCUAAGAGCACAGAAGAGACACUGACCUCCAGCCCCAGACCAUGGCCUGGUGCUGUGGGCCACUGGCGGAGCAGCACUGUGGGCAAUGUAUCUACCAUGGGUGGUGGUGACCUAUAUCGCCUACAUGCCCCCAGCACCGCAGCUGUACAGAGGAGCCACUCAGACCUGGUCCAUAGCACCCAGACGCGGGGCCACAGUGGUGCUCGGAAGGCCAGCCUCAGCUGCUCAGCCCUUGGCAGCUCGCCAGUCCACAGGGCUCAGCUGCAGUCUGGCAGUACUUCUGGCCAGGGAGGGCAGGCCCCUGCCGGCCUGGAAAGAGACCUGGCUGCAGAGGCUGGGACUUCAAACUCAGUCUGGACGCUGGGAGAGAGUCAAGUGUGGGUGUCACCACUAGUCCUGGGAGGCACAACCACCCACAGCAGUAGCCCCAAGGCCAGGCCCAAAGCCACUAGGCAGUCAGCCACCACCUCUUGCCAAGCUCUGCCCCCAGUAGCUCAACUCUGUGGCCUGACGGAGGUGGGGGCCAGUGGCUACUGCCAUGCUGUGCCUGCCCCUGGGGUCUUGGCCUUUCCCAAACUAGUAGCAUCAGUAAGUGAAUCUGGGCUGCAGGCUCAGCAUGGGGUGAAGUUCCAGUAUAGGUUACCUGGGGGUCUUCCUGGGCAUUCCCACUGCUGUGCCCAUCCCUGGGAUCCCACUGGGUUAGCUAUGGAGCCUGGUGCCAGGACCAAGGAUGUGUGGACCAUGACCUCAGCCAGUGACUUGGCCCCAGUGUUGAUGUCCCCUCUGUCGGCACAGGAUGCUGGUGUACAGGUGGCCCCCAUGGCAGAGUGCAAGGCUGUGGCUACCAGCCCACCUCUGGAAGCCCCUGUGGCCCUGCACACAUUCCCAGAGGUGACUUUGGGGUCCAGCCUGGAGGAGGCAUCAUCUCCUGUGCAGGAUGUGCGAUGGGAUGCUGAAGGCAUGACGUGGGAGGUGUAUGGAGCUGCAGUGGACCCUGAGGUGCUUGGUGUGGCCAUUCAGAAGCACCUGGAGAUGCAGUUUGAGCAGCUGCAGCAUGCACCUGCCAGUGAGGACAGCCUGUCUGCUGAGGGCUGGAGGGCGCCACUACGAGCUGUCAUGCAGUCUUUGAGGCGUCCCAGCUGCUGUGGCUGCUCCAGCGCACCCCCUGAGUGAGGAAUUGUGGCCCUAAAAGCUGUCUUGGGCCCAUGGACUCAGCCCCCAAUAAGAGACAGUGGAGACCAUGUGCUCUUUGGACCCACUGGCAGCUGUGGACACAUCUCUGCUGUAGGCUGCUAGCAGACCACAGGACUUUAGCCUGGGGACUUCUUGCUAUUUGCAACUGUGCUGGGUUUUAAGGGCUUGAUUCCUGAGAGCCACAUUUCUGCACAUCUGCGCUCUAAACUUAGGGACAGAGUUUUAGCACUGUGCAUCAGGGAGAUUCUGAUUUUUCUGUAAAAAUAAUUGCCUUUUGUUCAGUCUC
This is a messenger RNA of Phyllostomus hastatus (greater spear-nosed bat), 2208 nucleotides long. RefSeq names its product G protein regulated inducer of neurite outgrowth 2 (gene GPRIN2). The transcript is spliced from 3 exons. Lineage: Eukaryota; Metazoa; Chordata; Mammalia; Chiroptera; Phyllostomidae. Bases 438 to 1901 code for a protein of 487 amino acids. Gene Ontology annotation, cellular component: plasma membrane. The record is from RefSeq and is a predicted model, not a curated record. Gene Ontology annotation, biological process: neuron projection development.